AUGGAAAAAAUCGAGGCUCCUCAAUACGUCGAGGGCAAUAUCGAACAGGGGAAAAUCGACAAGUCUCUUCAACAGACCAAUAAUGGAGACUUUGAUCAUAGCCGCAGCAAACUCUUAAACCGACGCCUCGACAUCCGGAUACUUCCGAUAUGUUGUUGGUUAUAUCUACUCAACUUCCUAGAUAGGGGAAACAUAGGUAAUGCGAGAGUAUUGAAUCAAGAGACCGGAGACGAUCUUCUUCACAAGACAGGGAUGUCAAGUAAUGGAUAUGCUCUUACGGUAACCUUGUUUUCUGUAGCAUAUACCCUCUUCGAAGUACCCUCCAAUUGGGUUAUGAAACAUUAUGUAGCCCCCUCUAGGUGGCUAGCGAUACUGUUGGGUAGCUGGGGACUUUUGACUUUGGGGUUUGCUUUUGUUAGGAAUUAUGCCACGGUUUUAGCAUCGCGCUUGCUCAUCGGCGUGUUCGAGGCCGGCUUCUUCCCCGGUAUUGUUUACCUUAUAACAAUCUGGUAUCGACAUAAUGAGCGAGCUGUUAGGAUAGCUUUUGUCAUCGCCUUUUGCAACCUGGCUGGAGCAUUCGGGGGAGCCAUUGCCUACGGUAUGGGUACGAUAAAUGGCGCAGCUGGACUCGAGGGGUUUCGGUGGCUCUUCAUAGUUGAGGGCAUUAUUACUAUCUUAAGCGUGCUGCCGACACUGCUGCUCCUACCAGACUACCCAGCCCGUGCCAAUUUUCUCAGCGCGGAGGAGAAGAGCUUAGCGGAAGAUCGCCUAAAAGAUCGAGGCGGCGGGUGGAAUAGAGAGCAUGCUACGCGGAAGGAGAUCUUGGAGACGUUUUUCAGCCCACGGAUGCUGGCUCACUACCUUGCCUAUGUGGCUAACGUAGUGACCCAAGGCUCAUUUACAUUUUUCGCCCCAACUAUUGUGUCUGGCCUGGGAUAUCAGAGUAUUCAUGCCCAGCUAAUGACAGUCCCGCCAUGGGUUGUCGGGUUCGCGGUAGCCAUCGCGCUUUCUUACUCAGCUGAUCGGUUUGAAGCCCGUGGCUUACAUAUCACCGUGAUUUCAAUAAUCGGCGGCUUAGGUUGGCUCAUAGCUGGAUUGCUACCGCCGACUGCAUACGUAAAACGAUACGGCUGCCUCUGCAUGGCAGCAGCUGGAGCCUUCCCGGCGGCGCCGUCGAUGACGAACUGGGUAACAUGCAACACCCCGAGCUUGCUGACGAUCCCAUUCGCAAUCGCCCUACAUAACUCAUGUGCUGGAAUAGGUCAGAUUAUCUCACAGUGGAUAUGGAAAGUAGACGAAGCAAAGCUGGGGUACCCUACCGGGAAUUUCGUAUGCGCAGCGUGUAACUUUCUCGUGGCGAUAAUAGCGCUUUGCUUAAGAUUGUACUAUUCGAGAAUGAAUAGGAAAGGGGUGAAAGAUGCACGGGGGGAGACGAGAGUCUGGGCUUACUAG
This is a messenger RNA of Daldinia childiae, 1452 nucleotides long. RefSeq lists its product as uncharacterized. Gene Ontology annotation, biological process: transmembrane transport. The transcript is spliced from 4 exons. The record is from RefSeq and is a predicted model, not a curated record. Gene Ontology annotation, cellular component: membrane. Bases 1 to 1452 code for a protein of 483 amino acids. Lineage: Eukaryota; Fungi; Ascomycota; Sordariomycetes; Xylariales; Hypoxylaceae. Gene Ontology annotation, molecular function: transmembrane transporter activity.